Colias croceus (clouded yellow) is the source of this 1143-nucleotide messenger RNA. RefSeq names its product transmembrane emp24 domain-containing protein 5 (gene loj). The record is from RefSeq and is a predicted model, not a curated record. Gene Ontology annotation, biological process: Golgi organization; endoplasmic reticulum to Golgi vesicle-mediated transport; intracellular protein transport. Bases 22 to 726 code for a protein of 234 amino acids. The transcript has 4 exons. Gene Ontology annotation, cellular component: endoplasmic reticulum; COPII-coated ER to Golgi transport vesicle; endoplasmic reticulum-Golgi intermediate compartment. NCBI's taxonomy places the organism in Eukaryota, Metazoa, Arthropoda, Insecta, Lepidoptera, Pieridae.
UCAAUCUGUCAGUUGGCGAAAAUGGCUCGACGAACGUGGCAUAUGUUUACAUUGAUAACGAUAAUAUUUACGAUUUUAUCACUCGCAGGCGACGUUUUUUCGUCAACAGCGGCACCAUGGUACGAAAAUCUACCCGCAGUGACUAUGGAUUACAAAGUCCACAUCGACGCCGGCAAAGAGGACUGCUACUUUCAACACGUGCAGCCGGGUGCUACAUUUUACGCUAGCUAUCAAGUGCUGAAAGGUGGCGAUGGUAUGUGUGGGUUCGCGGUGCGGCACCCCAACGGGAAGAUCGUUCACCCUUACGAGUGGCGGCAGAGCGCGGAGUACGCGGACCAAACUAGUUCUGGCGGCUAUUACGCUGUGUGUAUAGACAACCAGUUCUCGAGAUUUGCGGGGAAACUAGUCAAUUUGUACUUGUCAGUAAUAAGAUAUGACAUGUGGGAGAAAUACGCGAAGGAGGUGGAGGAGCUAGACAUGAAUAUCAAGAAUUUUACAACCUCAAUUCAAUUUGUGGAGAGGAAUAUAAAUGACAUAUUACAAUAUCAGUACCACUCAAGGGCGAGGGAGUCACGAGACUACAAUUUGCUAGUCGAUAACAAUACAUAUGUGCUCAGAUGGUCCAUGAUACAAAUCCUAGCCAUCACUGCAACGGGCACACUGCAAGUCUUUUUCCUUAGAAAGCUCUUUGAAGUCAAGGACAACUCGUCCAAAACGAGAAUAUAAACAGAGAUCUUAUUUGUUAACUAAUCAUUCCUUGUUGAUCUUUAUUUCUGAUCUCUUUAUAACUUUCAAUCUUUUUUUCGCACGCAUUUAGCUUUUGAAGUACAAUUCCAUUUAGCUAUUGUAAUUUUAUUAUUAUAAUUUAACUACUUAUUUUAAGGCUGGAACCAAUAAUUUUAUUAUGCAACUUUAUGAUGAUCAAUUGUUUUAGCUUUUACUUUUAGCAAGCAUUUUUAUUUUUAGUUAACUAGGUAUUAAAUAAAUAAAGUAAUUUAUUUAACACAAAUUCGAGAAAAGACAUUUUAAAUAUAUUUUUAGAUAGUAUUUAUAUAUCUAUGGAGUAUCUUUUUUAUUUUUUUACUGAUUUUAAUUGUAAGAUGAGGGAGACGUUCAUAAUGUUAUGAUAAGAAUAAUCAUUAG